Messenger RNA from Ilex paraguariensis (yerba mate), 312 nucleotides. Lineage: Eukaryota; Viridiplantae; Streptophyta; Magnoliopsida; Aquifoliales; Aquifoliaceae. The record is from the annotation of a GenBank genome assembly.
AUGGCCCCAGAAGUGAUCCGGUGCGAGCCUUACGACCACAGAUGUGAUAUCUACAGUUUCGGGAUCAUACUUAACGAGCUCAUAACCGGCGAAUAUCCAUACAUUGAGACAGACUUUGGUCCGUCCAGGAUUGCCUUGCAAGUUGGAGAGGGAAAUUUAAGGCCGAAAAUUCCUGAACAUGAAGACCAAUUCGAAGAGCUCAUUCAGCUCAUAAAACUUUCCUGGGCUGAAGAUGCUGCAAUGAGACCAUCUUUUGCGACGAUUACUUGCAACCUGAGAAAGAUUCAAAAGAGAUUUAAGCAGAAUAUUUAG